This is a messenger RNA of Cottoperca gobio, 936 nucleotides long. Its product is annotated as polyubiquitin-B-like. The transcript has 2 exons. NCBI's taxonomy places the organism in Eukaryota, Metazoa, Chordata, Actinopteri, Perciformes, Bovichtidae. Bases 163 to 630 code for a protein of 155 amino acids. The record is from RefSeq and is a predicted model, not a curated record. Gene Ontology annotation, molecular function: protein binding.
GAAGGGGAGGUGUUCAUCAGCUGGGGCAGACUGUAUAUAAACUGUGGUGAGCUGAACCAUCCGACAACUGCGCCAUAGCAUCGUUUGUGUUCCUGUCACCGCCAAAAAGACUUCAAGUUUUUCGAAGGAAUUUGCUAAAGAUAUCACAAGGCCACUUCUAUCAUGGAUAUAAUCAUCAAGAUGCUAAACGGGACGUCCCGCACCCUGAUGGUGCAACCACAGGACACAGUGGGCUCUCUGAAAAUCCGCAUCCAGAAGGAACUAGGAGUUCAAUGUGAGACCCAGAGGCUGAUCUUUGUGAACGGCCUGAGCACUCCUCUCACCGACGACUCCAUGUCCCUCAGCUCCUACGGCUUGCACUCCGGCGCCAUGGUGUCCCUGCUGGUGACCCAGCCGGCCACCAUCCAGGUGUUCCUCAGAAACGAAAAGGGGAAGAUGAGCACAUACGACAUCAAACCCGACGAGACGGUGAGCAACUUCAGCAGCAGGGUCGAGUGCAGAGAGGGGAUCACGGCGAACCAGCAGAGGCUCAUUCACCAAGGCAGAGAGAUGAAUCAGGGGAAACUUUCAGACUACAACGUCUGCUCGCUGAGUACCAUCGACCUGACGCUCCGCCUGAGAGGAGGCUGAGGACACUUCUGCUUUAAUCUAGAAAGUUCUGUACGUUCCUUUUUUUUUUCUAAAUGAAAAACACGUAGCCUCAAGUGUCAUAUGUCUUUUAUUUAUUUCUAUUUUAAUUGUAAAAAAUCAAGACAUUCCUCGAAGUGUAAUUGUGCCAUAUCUUAAAAACUUGUUUAGGCUUUAUUCAGUAUUUGGUUUUUCCAGUAAAAUAUGUUAUACACACAACAAAGCAUAUUAUUAUCUUAUUUUCACACGUUUUAAUCAGGUAACGUUAUUUGUACACUGUUAAAAAUAUAUUAAAGUUCUAAAUGUAAA